Messenger RNA from Momordica charantia (bitter melon), 1542 nucleotides. RefSeq names its product 2-oxoisovalerate dehydrogenase subunit beta 1, mitochondrial. The record is from RefSeq and is a predicted model, not a curated record. Gene Ontology annotation, biological process: branched-chain amino acid catabolic process; response to nutrient. NCBI's taxonomy places the organism in Eukaryota, Viridiplantae, Streptophyta, Magnoliopsida, Cucurbitales, Cucurbitaceae. Gene Ontology annotation, cellular component: oxoglutarate dehydrogenase complex.
UCAAAGUCUUUUCCAACUUUGUCUCUUUGCAUAAUUAAGAAUUCCCAUUACAGAGACGCCAUUUGUGUGAGAGAGAGAAUUUAAUGACUAUCAGCAGAUACAUUGGAUAAUCUCAAUGACUUUUCUGAGUUUUCCGCAUUGGAUUUUAUCCGUUUGAGGCGUUUCAUCCGGCAGUUACGCAAAAUCGAUCAUCAAAUUGCUGAGAAGGGAAGCUCUGUGUUAAUUAUCUCUUCCAAAUGGUAACUAUUUUGAGGAGAUCGCAGACAGUGUUGAACUCCAUUUGCAGGAGGAAAUUUUCUUCUUCCUCUGAUGGCGAUCUUACGAAACCGAGCGGAAAAUCCAUGAACCUGUAUUCUGCUAUCAAUCAAGCGCUUCAUAUUGCGCUCGAAACUGAUCCUCGUUCUUAUGUAUUUGGAGAAGAUGUGGGCUUUGGUGGGGUCUUCCGUUGCACAACUGGAUUGGCAGAACGAUACGGGAAGGACCGAGUUUUCAAUACCCCUCUUUGCGAGCAGGGAAUUGUUGGCUUUGGCAUUGGUCUGGCAGCAAUGGGAAAUAGGGCCAUAGCAGAAAUUCAGUUUGCAGAUUACAUUUAUCCAGCUUUUGAUCAGAUUGUUAAUGAAGCUGCAAAGUUCAGAUACCGUAGUGGAAAUCAGUUCAAUUGUGGUGGUUUAACUAUUAGAGCACCAUAUGGAGCUGUUGGUCAUGGUGGUCACUAUCACUCACAAUCACCAGAAGCUUUCUUUUGUCAUGUUCCUGGCAUCAAAGUUGUCAUCCCGCGAAGCCCGUACCAGGCAAAAGGAUUGUUACUUUCAUGCAUCCGUGACCAAAACCCUGUUGUAUUUUUUGAGCCCAAGUGGCUUUACCGUUUAGCAGUGGAAGAAGUUCCUGAGCAUGAUUUCAUGUUGCCUCUAUCAGAAGCAGAGGUGAUCCGAGAAGGCAAUGACAUUACAUUGGUUGGUUGGGGAGCACAACUCUCUGUCAUGGAACAGGCUUGUAUUGAUGCUGAAAAAGAUGGAAUCUCCUGUGAACUGAUAGAUCUGAGAACUCUACUACCUUGGGACAAGGAAACAGUGGAAGCCUCAGUUAAGAAAACUGGGAGACUUCUUAUCAGCCAUGAAGCUCCGGUUACUGGAGGCUUUGGUGCUGAAAUAUCCGCUUCCAUCGUUGAACGCUGCUUCUUACGGUUGGAGGCACCUAUUUCCAGAGUCUGUGGAUUGGACACUCCCUUCCCUCUUGUGUUUGAACCUUUMUACAUGCCUACCAAGAACAAAAUAUUGGAUGCCAUCAAAUCAACUGUAAAAUAUUAGAUCAUAAUCAAAGAUGAACGCAAACUUGGCSCCAUCCUCACAAAAACUGACAACAAGAGGAAGAGGAAUGUUGUUGAUUCCAGCAGAGUCCCUCAUUGAACUGUAAAUGAUGAUUGUCCCAUUGUUGCAGACCCUAAAGGGAUGCCCUUCACUUCACUGUUAGACAACAAUGGAUUUUAAAUUGUGGAUGUAUGGAUAUUGAGAUGAUUGGGAAUAAAAAUUAUUAUAUUGUAUA